AUGGUGGACGGCGCGCCGCCGCCGCAGCCGCCGCUGCUCGACUCGCGCGACGCCUCGAGCGAGGGCGACGUCGCCGGCUGGGGGCGGAGCGAGGGCGUGCCGCCGCCCGAGCCGGGCGGCGACCGCUCGCUGAACGGGCUGGCGCACGGGUCCGGCGUGAGGAGGAGCGGCAAGCCGGCGGCGGGCAGCGAGCGCACCGCGGCCGGGAUGGGGCGCAGGUCCGAGGCUGCCGCGCCGCAUGCCUGCCCGCCGCGGCUCGGGCCGACGGCGGGCGACGCGGCGGCGGCCACGCCGGCGCCCGACGCGUCCGCCGCGCGCGCCGCGAGCGGUGACGUCGACGAGGAAGUGGCGCCGCCGGUGCCGCCGCCGCACCGGGGAGAUGUGGACGAGGGGGCGUGGCGGCCGCUUGCCGGCUCGUGGGCGCGCGGCGGGCGGCCGAAGGGGUCCUCGUCCG
Emiliania huxleyi CCMP1516 is the source of this 454-nucleotide messenger RNA. RefSeq lists its product as hypothetical. Lineage: Eukaryota; Haptophyta; Isochrysidales; Noelaerhabdaceae. The annotation marks the transcript as partial. The record is from RefSeq and is a predicted model, not a curated record. The transcript has a single exon.